Molecule: messenger RNA, 480 nt
Organism: Penicillium argentinense
Lineage: Eukaryota; Fungi; Ascomycota; Eurotiomycetes; Eurotiales; Aspergillaceae
Exons: 2
Coding region: 1-480 (159 amino acids)
Source: RefSeq, a predicted model, not a curated record
AUGUGCAUAGCUUUACUGCUUAGCACUAGCACCAAGCUUUCCGCUUACAGCCAUCAGGGCUCCUCAAAACCAUCCAAGAAGUUCACCAAACCCCUCCUCAUCCUCUGCGCAGCCACAACGGCCCUCGCAACAAGUAACCUGAACCUCAUCUACUCAACCUCCUCGUACCACAACAUCCAAAAUGCAGGAAGCGGCUACUUCACCGGCUUCAGUAUCAAAGAUACUAGCGGCCACAAACUAUGGAGCACCGACGACCCCGACGGCUACGCCUCCUGCAUGUCAGAACAGCGAAAGUUCACCAUGACUUCCGACUGCUGGUCCGGCACCUGGACCUUUGGGUGCGAGUCCGCUUUUAGCGGUAACCCCAAGCUGUGCGCGGCGUUUGGUCCUGAUGGGACGAAGUACUCCGGAGCUGUGGACUCCAGUGAAGAAUUUAUUGGGGUUAGUUCUGGGGACUUGUGGUGGGAGCUUUUAUGCUGA